UUUGGAAACCUCUGCUGUAGCAUAAUCAGUCCCACAACAUUCACAUUGAGAGACAUACACAGGGAUUAUCACAAACUUGAGAUGGUAUAGUGCACAAGAUUAUUGCAAUUCGAGCAGUAGAGUAGGCAGCAGGUUCAAGAUGAUACGGCUGCAAAUACUAUUUUGGUAUUUCAUCACGGCUGCCAGUGCUGUUCACUACGAGUGCCUUCCGUAUCCAGUCGAUUCAGUGUGCAGAAUAGAGUACAUUUCCUACCAUUCUGGUGAUAAAAUAACUUUUCCGAAAGGUUACCAACAAUUCCUGAUCAAAUCGUCACUUUCCUCGAAACUAGAGAGAUCCAAUAUAAGCAUCUUUGAUCAUGACCUCUACGAUGCCAUGCACCGUCCGUCGAGCGUUAGAAUGCGUGACACGGGAAUCAACACUCUAGAUAUGCCUCCCGAGCUAUUGUUGGGUGAUUUCAGCGACAACCGGCUUGUUUCGGUGAAUACAUCUAAUGAAGAUAACUUCCAAAUUACCUACCUCGAUCUGUCGUUCAACUGGUUGGACAACAUAGAGUUCGUUAGUCGUUUGGUCAACAUGGAAACACUGUUCCUGCGAAGCAACCGCAUCAAAAUCGUUCCUCGUUCAGCACUGACCCCGCUAAAGCAACUGAAGUAUCUGUAUCUACAAUACAACCAGUUCGCGGCGAUUCCUUGGAACGAUAUUCCUCACAGCGUCAUGUUCCUGGAUUGCUCUCAUAGUGUUGUUAGGAUGGCCGAGUUCACCGACAUCAGCUUACCAUCGUUGGAAUACCUGAACCUACAGUACAAUAUGCUUUCAUCGAUCAACGUAUCUGAUUUGCUACUGGCGGCUCCCAAACUUAAGGAAGCCCAUCUAUAUAACACCGAAAUUGAAUGGCCUAAGCUAAUGGAUGAGUUGGCCCUGAACAAUAUCAGUACUAGUAAUCUAUUUCAGUUUUGUUCAUUGGAUAAAGGUUAUACAGUGAUAUUGGGAGUAUGCACCCCACCACCAUCGAUGUAUUAUGUAAGGGUUGCCAAGAAAGUACUACUUUGGAUUGUAGCCAUUGGAUCUGGAGUGUUAUGUGUAUGUACUCUUUUGUUUGCAAUAAGACAUAUGAAGAAACUACGGUGGAUCUGACCUAAGA
Aedes albopictus (Asian tiger mosquito) is the source of this 1142-nucleotide messenger RNA. RefSeq lists its product as uncharacterized. NCBI's taxonomy places the organism in Eukaryota, Metazoa, Arthropoda, Insecta, Diptera, Culicidae. Gene Ontology annotation, molecular function: protein binding. The transcript has 2 exons. The record is from RefSeq and is a predicted model, not a curated record. Bases 140 to 1135 code for a protein of 331 amino acids.